AUGGCGUCUCCUCCUUCUCCCGCGGAGAAGCCCUCCGAUUCCCAAACGCUUGAUCCUCUCGUCUCCCCAUCUCCUCCCUUGUCCCCCGCCGACCAGCAGUCCCUUUUGCCCGCCGCCGACCUCUCGGCGCCCAAGGCCGCUGCAGAGGCCACGCCGGCGAAAGCGGAGGGAUCGGAAGCGGUCGAAGGAGGAGAGGCAACGGAACAGGAAGCGAAAGAUGAUGGAUCGGAGGAGGAAGAGAUGGAAUGCGGAUUCUGCCUCUUCAUGAAGGGUGGCGGUUGCAAAGACGCCUUCAUCGCCUGGGAGGACUGUAUAACGGUCGCCAGGGAUACCGGCGAGGACGCUGCCGAGAAAUGCAUGGAGGUCACUUCUGCGCUCAUGAAGUGCAUGGAGGCCCACCCCGACUACUACGAGCCUAUCCUCCGAGCCGAGAAGGCCAUGACCGACUCUAUCACGGAUUCCGGCGACGAUGAUCCUGAAUCGGAGAAGAAGGUGGAGGAUGAUUGA
Molecule: messenger RNA, 507 nt
Organism: Zingiber officinale
Lineage: Eukaryota; Viridiplantae; Streptophyta; Magnoliopsida; Zingiberales; Zingiberaceae
Exons: 1
Coding region: 1-507 (168 amino acids)
Source: RefSeq, a predicted model, not a curated record